AUGGAUAAAUUCGUCAUACGUUUCUCGUCGUCAUCACAAGUGGAUACUACUAACAUCGACAAUAGCGAAAAGCAAUUCAGCCAAACAAUAAAGAAUCCUAAAUAUGUCUUCUGCCAGUUCCUCGCGCGUAAAAACGCUUUUGAUUCCAGUAUAGCGCUUCCAUCUGCAACUGCUACCUCUGAGGACAGGGAUUCGGGUAGUGCAUUUGUUCUAAAUGGAUUUUCCGAGUGGCAAAUGGGAACUGAACGUGUCAGAUUUCAUGAAAAAUGUACACUUCAACACAACAGCAACCAGCCACUAUUAACAGAUAGACAACUGUACAAUCUACACUUGCAACUUAGCAAUAGCCUUUCCAGCAUACAGUUAUCCUACAUAUUGCAAUACAUUGACGACAUCAUUUCUAAAGAACAUCAGAAAAUAACUUGUAGGCAUAACAAAAAACUUGAUGGUCUGAAAAGCAAAAAAGAUAGAUUCAGUGCCAACAAUCCCCAGGCCAACCUACAUCAGUUCCAUUUAUUAAUAGUGGCUGUGAAUGAAAUUGUUUCGUUAGUACCCAGCGAUGCACAGAAAAACAUUGUUAAAUCUAUUAAGGAUGCACUGUAUUUUUCUCUUAUUGUGGAUGAGACUUCCGACGUAUCAGUGAAGGAACAGCUAUCCAUAUGUUUCAGAUAUCUCGACAAAAAUCUUCAAGUUGAAGAAGUUUUUAUGGGAUUCUAG
Messenger RNA from Schistocerca americana (American grasshopper), 717 nucleotides. RefSeq lists its product as uncharacterized. The record is from RefSeq and is a predicted model, not a curated record. Lineage: Eukaryota; Metazoa; Arthropoda; Insecta; Orthoptera; Acrididae. Bases 1 to 717 code for a protein of 238 amino acids. The transcript is spliced from 4 exons.